AUGCCAGGUAGGGCAUCAACUACCACAUCUUUAUACUCCGAUGAUCCAACCGAAGUGCCGCCAUUGCCUACUACCUUUGGUGUGCGGGAAGGUAAAUUGAUUGAUUACGAUGAGCCCCAUGUCGAACACCAAGAGGAAGAAGAGAAGAUGGUUAAUCCGACAGAUAAACUGAGAGAAUUGUUGAAUCAGAUGCGAAAGGAAGUGGAAAUCAAUAGACCUGUGAACUCCCUAGCUUACAGUGAGGAUGAGCAGGAGGUCCGACCGAAACGCCAAAGAGAUGAUGCUGUAGCAAGUAAUAACGCUGGACUCAGUUCGCCUCCUCGGAAGAGGUAUGGCGAGGAAAGUGAAGAUGAGGAACAGAGUCCACCAACUCCGCCACCUAGGAUAGGAAACCCUUAUGCCGCUAGACGAGGAGAGCGUCGCAACUCCCCUAAUCUACCUUCUAGUCAACCUGGUAGAUUACCUUCUCGUGCAGCCGUGUUGCGCAAUAGCACGAUACGAUCCCCUCCAUCUCCUGAGCCUAUCCAACCGCAACCCAGAGUGAAAUCUCCUCCUACCCGACUAGAAGCUUUCUUAGCCUCGUCUACCUCUUCCAUCCAUCCCAUCGCGGUAAGCUCCACUUCCGGCCAACUUCAGACCAAUUUAAUGCGGAAAGAUUCGGGAUCAAGCACGAGUAGCUCGAGAAAAGGGAAAGAUCGUGCGAUAUCACCGAUUCUAUCACUACCUCAGGAAACACAGAGUAUUUCGUCGAGACGAAAUAGGUUCAGACAGACCCCUCCGCCUGAGGCAGUAAAAUCUCAUAGAAGACCUCAGACUCCCCGAAGAAUCAGUGUGGAUCUCGCACCGGAAGAUAUGAGCUCCUUUGCGCGUAAUGCGGUGGACCUAGAGGUCAGGGGUGAAGUCGAGCUGGAUCUGGAUGAAGGGCUGAGUGCGCUAGGGUGGGAAGAAAGUAGUCAGAGUGUCAUCGAGGACAGUGUGGAUAUACCUCAGUCACAGCGAAGAGGGCAUGAAGACAAUUUGAGGCGGAGUACGUCCAGAUCGCCUGAUAGGAGAGAUCGAAGCAGAAACGUCCAGCCGCGUUUUGGAUCAAUCUCACCAAUACAGUCGAGACAGGGCGUAGAUGUUCAUUCAUCCAUAGGGAAAUCUCAAACUCGUCAUUCAUCGAUAUCUCCAGAAAACAACCAACGGAAUUCUCAACCUCGGUAUCUCAGUUCAUCACCACCUGCAGGAAACGCGCUACGGCGUUCUCACAAUCAAAAUCGAUUUCCUGAUGGACAGACUCAGCCGGUCGAUAGUCCUCCGAGAAACUCUCGCCAUACAUCACCUCGACAUGGUGACUCAUCACCUUCACCACCUUUACCUGCUUUGCCCGAACCUGACAUGUCAGCUCAGUCUGAAAUUAGCGAAAUAGAUACUUAUUCUUCCAGGAGAGCAGCACUAUUUCGUUCAACUUCCCGGUCAGCUUCAGGCUCAACUUCCACAUCGACGGCUCGGAGUGGAUCCCAGACGCCCUCACAAUCUUUUGGAACCGCUACUGGCUUGAGAUCGAGACUAUCUCAGAGAAGCUCAGUGGAAAGGAGUGAAGAGGUUUCGGAGGGAGAUAUAUUACCUAAGAGGUCGCCUACCAAGUGGAAGCGGUCGUCUCUUCAAAAAGACACUCCUGAAUCUAUACACGGCCGAACAUCUCCUGUUCCUCUUACCCGACAAAGUUCAAAUCUACCUUCACCUGUACGAAAGGAGUAUACACCACCGAGAGGGGUGGAAGACAUACCUAUUCCCAUACAAGAUCCAAUACAGGUAAAUAUUGCACUUGCACCGCCGUCUCUGUCUACACCUACCAAAUCCGCAAACCCUAAUGUCAGUACGUUACCUACACCUAAACCACCUGGGGCAUGGCAACCCAUUUCGAAACCCAAAGUACGCUUUUCACCUUCCCCGUUGAGUCAACAUAGUCCCAUUAGACCGGACACACCCAGUCGAGAUGAAAGUGAGGAAGGUGUUUCGACACAUCGAUUGAGAGUUUCGCCGAGACGAUCACCCAAAGCUAAGACUAUUAGCAAAGAACAGGAACAGGAACAGGAGGUGGGAAAUGAAAGUUUUCUGGGGAGGUUGAAGGGAUCUUUGAGCUCGCCUUUGAAAAAAAUUAAAAUUCAAAUUCCUAUCCCACCCAAAUCAAAUACUUUCACACUAUCCACUACUUCACUCCAACAUGCUAAAUCAACAACGACAGCUGCCGAACAAAAUUUGUUGAUCACUCAAAAACAAUGGCUUGAAGCUUUGUCUGCUAUAAAUACAGCUGCUAAUACUUCUUCGACCGUGGUGAGAAAAGGAUGGGGUUGGAGUACAUGGGUUUUAUGGGGGUUAGUUGAGGUUUUGAUACUCUGGAGCGUAUUUAGAGCAACUUUGGAUUACGCUACUUCUUUAACCCAUAUAUCAACUUUAGACCCAUUCCAUCCUUUGUCUUUACCCUUUAGACAAUCCACCACAUCCACUUCAACAUGGAGUAAUGGACCGUUCGGAUCGAUAUCUCUGGAAUUGUCUAUCCCAAGUGCUUUACAAACUUUAGUAGGUGGGAAUGGGGGAUAUGGGAAUGUGAAUUUCUUCGAUUUGAUGGAAAGUUGGGGAAUUUGGAGUAAAUUUUUUGCGACACCGGUAGCUGGAGGGGGAGGGAGGAUGUUGGCUGGCGGAGUAGGUGGAGUACCUAGUUGA
This is a messenger RNA of Kwoniella mangroviensis CBS 8507, 2709 nucleotides long. RefSeq lists its product as uncharacterized. NCBI's taxonomy places the organism in Eukaryota, Fungi, Basidiomycota, Tremellomycetes, Tremellales, Cryptococcaceae. The record is from RefSeq and is a predicted model, not a curated record. The coding region runs from base 1 to 2709 and encodes 902 amino acids. The transcript has 5 exons.